AUGGCCAUGGCCGCAGCACGUCCGCAGGGCGCUAGGCCCAUGCCUUCUUCCUCUAGCUCAGGAGGUAGUGCAGGUGGAGGCGGCAGUGGUGGAGGAGGCGCCGGUGCCAUGCCCUACUAUGGUCAAACCAGUCUCGCUUUCGCUCAACCUCCUCCUCCUCCCGCCAAAGAAGCCGCUUGGUACGAGUACGAGGAGCGAAUGCGUCCUUCCUACAUCCAACAACCUCCAUCGCGACCGCUUGCUCCUUCUACGCAGUACAACCAGCCAUACAACCAGAGGAUGCCUCCUACUGUCAGCCCAUCGGCGUACGCCAGUGCCAAUGCCUAUACCUCCCACGCACAUCCUUACUUGGCACCACAACAGCAACAAGCUUACCAGCAACCAAUCGUUCAGCGCGCUUCUCCUGCCUAUCAGCAGCCCGUGUAUCAACCCAGGCAAUAUACCCCACAACAGCCGCAGCAGCCUCAACGAUACCCUCAGCAAGCCGCUCAGUCGUCCAGACCGCCUCCUGCGCCCUCCGCAAAGUAUGCCAACCCGCAUCUCAACAGCGCUCCCUCUCGCUUCGCAAACAACCCUUCGUACCGCGACACGGAAGAACCACCUCCUCGCUCGACCGUUCAGGGCAGUGCCUUCAUGCACAAGGGUUUCUGGGAUAUUCUGUCGCUCGUCAACAACCAGGGUCCAUCGCAGAAUCGACUAGCUCCUCCCUCCUCGUCGCAGCGUCCCUCGUCUCCUGGCAAAUUCCGCGCCACCCUCAGCAAGGCCUCCGGUGCGCUUCGCAAGAACACCCAGGAUGCCUUCCAAGCCGGUCCCGAGUAUGGCGCCAACGCUGCUUACAUUGCGAAUGCCUCGCCUCGAGGUCCCAGCUCGCCGCGCAAGGAGCCAUCGGUGGCUGUGCCCGGUGCCUUCCCUCGUCCCUCGUUCUCUGCACCCUCGACGCACACGGCAAAUGCCUCUGCCAUCAGCACCGCCAUGAACUUCUUCACCCCUGCUAUUAUGGGUCCGAAAGCGCAAAAGAAGCGCAUUAGCGUCGACAUGGUGGGAGCACCACAAACGCAGACCUUUGUUCAUGCGGCUCAUGCCAGCGACGCAGAGCAAGCCGAGGUCAUCCUCCACCGAUGGGGUCGUGAUGGCGUGGGCAAAGUCGCAGAUCCGACGUGGGUCGAGCCCAUCAAGGAGGCCCUCCGACUGCAAGCAGCUCGAAACCAAGCCGAGGCCAUCGCUCAGGUGCAAGCUGCCAUGCAUCAGGAGAGUCUCAUCCGCGACAACCCUCGUCCGCUCCAGAUUGUCAACGGUGCACCCAGCCAGAUCUCGAUGCUCACCACCACAACCGCCACUGCAGGUCACAGCACACUCUCCAACAACACUCUUCGCCCUGAUGCGCCAGUGUCGCGCGGAGCCGCUCCCGCCUUGUCGCCUGCACGCGAGUCCAAGGCAUUUGCCGGGAUCGCCGAAGAGCCUCACUUCAGCGCCGAUGCUGAGCUUCAGGCGGCUAUGAACGCGCAGAUGCAGCUCUCUUCCCAGCCUGCUCAGCCGGUCUUCAGGCCUGCGGCACUUCGCACCAACACCGCCGGCACACUGCUCGUCAACCCUUCGCCUCCCGUCGCUCGCGAUGGCAACGUCGUGGCUCCAGACUAUAUGAUGUACCGUCCGCCCUCUCCCGGCGCUUCCAAUCGCAACAGCCGCAACAUCGACGGUCUCCCCUCUGCUGCUCCCAACGCCAUCAAUGCCAUGUUCGAGGCUCCUGCUCAGGCGGACGCAUACCAAGGCUCUGCCGAACGUCGCAACUCGAUGGUCAUCCUCGACAGCCUUCGCUCUGUCGACACGGCUGGCAUGACGGACCUCGCCGACUUUUCGCAGCCCAUCGGUGCAGCUGUGCGUCCUUCGCUCGAGACCGUCGAGAAGAGCGUGGCCGCCAAGAUCUACUUCGAGAAUCUCUACUACGGCAUCCUCAAGAAGCCCAAGGCGCGCGACACGCGACGAGCGGGACUCGAAGCCGAGCUCGCCGCGCUGCGCAUCCCCGAGCACAGCAAGGAGCAGAUCCGCGAGGCGUGGAUGGCCAACGAGACGCGCUACCUGCGCGACCUGCGUGCGCGCGUCAACAUCAACUCGUUCCUCAAGCUCAAGACCAUCGGUCACGGCGCAUUUGGUGUGGUAGCGCUCUGCAAGGAACGCCAAUCGGGCCAGCUGUACGCCAUGAAGCAGCUGCGCAAGGCUGACAUGCUGCGCAAGGGACAGGAGGGGCACGUCCGCGCCGAACGAGAUCUCAUGACGUCCGCCUCGGCCAGCGCUACCGCCAAGUGGAUCGUCAAGCUCGUCUACUCGUUCCAGGACGUCGACCAUCUGUACCUCAUCAUGGAGUUCAUGGGCGGCGGUGACUUGCUCAAUUUGCUCAUCGAGAAGGACAUCUUCGAGGAGGACUUUGCGCGUUUCUACGUCGCAGAGAUGGUGCUCGCCAUCCACGAAGCGCAUUCGUUCGGCUACAUCCACCGUGAUAUCAAGCCAGACAACUUCCUCUACACGUCCGACGGUCACAUCAAGCUCGCCGACUUUGGACUGUGCCAGUCAUUCCAUUGGGCGCACGAUGGAGCCUACUACGACCAGCAGCGCAAGAAUCUGCUCAAGAAGCAUGGUAUCGAUCUGGACGACUCGCACGCGGCUGCUGGCAUGCGACGCCCUGCCCAGGCGACGGGUCGUGCAGGCGGUGCUGGUCCCGGUCAAGCCGGUGCUGGUCUUUCCGACAAGGAGCUGAUGGAGAUCAUGGCCGAUCGCAAUGCCGAUGGCACGCCCAAGACACACGUGCUCACCUGGCGCGAGAAGAACAAGAAGAAGAUCGCCUACUCGGUGGUCGGUACCAACAACUAUAUGGCGCCCGAGGUGCUUCGCGGCUUGGGGUACGAUCAGGCGUGCGAUUGGUGGUCCCUCGGUGUCAUUGUCUUCGAGAUGCUCUACGGCUACCCACCGUUUGUAUCAAAAUCGAGGCAUCUGACGCGACAAAAGAUCCUCAACUGGAAGCAGACGUUGCGUUUCCCGCCGAAGCCCAGGAUCUCGCGCGAGGGACAAGACUUUAUCUCGCGUCUGGUCUGCGAGCGGGAAGAUCGGCUGGGCAGCACAGCCAGCGCAUCGGUCAGCCGACCCAACAGCUACCUCCAAAGUGCGCGACGAUCCGGUUUUGCCAACCAGGGUCCAUCCAGCGGCAGCGGUGGUGGGCUGCAGGAUGGCGUGGAGGAGCUCAUGUCGCAUCCGUGGUUCCGGGGCAUUGAUUGGGACAACUUGCAUCGGACGCGACCGCCGUUCCAGCCCGCGCUCAGCCACGCCGGUGACACGAAGCACUUUGAAGACGACAUCGAGGAUGCACCGCUGGCAGCACCGGGUGCGGCCGACAACCCGAACGCCGACCAGCCCAGAGACCCGAUGUUGAGGGACAGGGAGCAGGGCCCCAAGCUGCUCGAAAUGAGGAAGCAGCUCGCUUUUGUCGGAUACACGUUCAAAAGUCCCAAGGCAUUCGACCCGAGGGAGCAGCUGGCCGACGAGAGGAACGUCAUUGCUGCAGAGAAGGCGGCGGGCAUGACGCCGAGGGGCCGGACGAUGGAGCCCACCGAGAUGGGCAGUCGCAUCAGGAGCAUGUCGAUGUGA
This is a messenger RNA of Kalmanozyma brasiliensis GHG001, 3636 nucleotides long. Its product is annotated as Protein kinase domain protein. The transcript has a single exon. NCBI's taxonomy places the organism in Eukaryota, Fungi, Basidiomycota, Ustilaginomycetes, Ustilaginales. Gene Ontology annotation, biological process: intracellular signal transduction; peptidyl-serine phosphorylation. The record is from RefSeq and is a predicted model, not a curated record. The coding region runs from base 1 to 3636 and encodes 1211 amino acids. Gene Ontology annotation, molecular function: ATP binding; protein serine/threonine kinase activity.